GAUCGAUAUUCAAUUUCAAUUUGCAUAUUGUCGAUCCACCACUUAAGGGGAAGAUCGAGUAAAGUUGAUCUUUGGAAAUAUGGCGGCACAAGUAGAAAACGCAGCUACAGAGUUGCUAAACGAAUUCAACGAAAGUAAACCACGAGUAGGUCCUUAUAUACUUGGGAAAACUUUGGGUACUGGUUCAACAGGGAAAGUAAAGUUGGCGUUUAAUACGGAACAAAAUGAGCUGGUUGCAGUAAAAAUUGUAAGAAAGGAUUUUUUAGACUCAAAGCCCAAUCUUCGUAGAAAGGUACAGCGCGAAAUUGCCGUUAUGAAGUUGGUAGAACACCCACAUGUUUUAAGGCUCAUCGAUGUAUUUGAGACUACUAGCCAUCUUUUCCUAGUCAUAGAAUAUGCAGAAGGUGGAGAACUGUUUGAUUAUUUAGUGGAAAGAGGGAAACUAGAACCACAAGAAGCCUUGCGUUUUUUCCAACAAAUCAUCAGUGGUUUGGAUUACUGUCACAGAAGGCUUAUCUGUCAUCGCGACUUGAAGCCUGAAAACCUCCUUUUGGACAAAAACAACGAUAUUAAAAUUGCCGACUUCGGAAUGGCGUCACUUAUCCCUCCUGGUUCCCUUUUGGAAACCUCGUGUGGAUCACCACAUUAUGCUUCACCAGAAAUUGUUAUGGGUGAUAUGUAUAAUGGAUUCAAGUCCGAUGUUUGGAGUUGUGGUGUUAUUUUAUACGCAUUGCUUACUGGGAGACUACCAUUUGAUGAUGAUAAUAUCCAAAGAUUAUUGAACAAGGUACGAACAGGCCUCUAUCAUAUGCCAUCAGAGAUUCCAGAGGAAUGUCAGAAUUUAUUAAGAGCGAUGUUGACGGUUGAACCUGAAAAAAGAAUAACUGUGGAGGCUAUUCAGAGACACCCGUGGUUUCUUGCACAUGAACCUCCAAAGUAUCCUGAGGUAGAUUCUGAGGACUUGUUGAACUCUGCUACUGGUGAGUUGUAUAGCCAGGCAAUUAUAGAGCCUGAUCCUGUCAUUCUUCAAAGUCUCGUUGCGUUGGGUUGGGGAGAUGAGGAGUCACUACGUUUAGUACUUGCAUCUUCGGAACCGAGCCUGGAACGAGUCUUUUAUCGGCAGUUGGAAAUUGUGUCUUCAAGAAAGGAAGCAACAACAUCAACCGAAGCUCCAGAAGAGAAUCAAGAUGCUGCUAGUGAAGAAACAAAGGUCCCUUAUGUUGUUUCUGGGGAAAGGCAAAAUGUUCGAGUUGCACCAAGAAUACAGUCCAGUCAAGAAAAACAUCCCGAAUCUGAUAGAGAGUCUUCAGCAGAUGGCUUGCACAGACCCAUGUCUGGAAGACUGAGAAGAAAAUAUAACGUUGGUGAAGAACAUACACAGCAAGAAGAUGAGAGAGACAAGGAAGCUUCAGAAGGUCCACAACAAAGUUGGUUUCUCAACCUUCGUAGUUAUUUUCGUUUGGAUAGUUCGAGAGCAAGAAAACAUCGCGCUUCUUAAGUAUAUAAACAUAAUUAAAUAUAUAUAUAUAUAUAUAUAUAUGAGAAUUUUUCUAGUGAAAGGCCAACGCAAAUAACUAUAAACCGUGUUAUCAUUUC
Messenger RNA from Galdieria sulphuraria, 1596 nucleotides. RefSeq names its product serine/threonine protein kinase. Gene Ontology annotation, cellular component: cytoplasm. Gene Ontology annotation, molecular function: tau-protein kinase activity; protein serine/threonine kinase activity; ATP binding. The record is from RefSeq and is a predicted model, not a curated record. Gene Ontology annotation, biological process: microtubule cytoskeleton organization; intracellular signal transduction; protein phosphorylation. Lineage: Eukaryota; Rhodophyta; Bangiophyceae; Galdieriales; Galdieriaceae. The transcript is spliced from 3 exons. Bases 80 to 1498 code for a protein of 472 amino acids.